AUGCCGCUGCCCGCCGCGCGCCUCCGUGCGUCGUCGCCCCUCAUCCUCGCUGUGAUCCUACUCAUCUCCAGUCUGUUGGGCAGCUGCUGCUGCCGCUCGCACGCCGCGGCCCCGCGCCGCCUCUUGGCCGGCUUCCGGCCGGCGACGACUGACGCCUCCGGCACCGGUCGCUGUAAGAUAUGGCAAUGCCGCCCUUCAUUGAUGCCCGCCUACCCGGUGAAAUGGAGUCCACGUAGUGUUGCGCCUCCUAAAGCGCCAGGCAUCUUUGCUCAACAAUCGAGCGGUGAAGAUCAAUUCGCCGAUGCUGCAUACCCGGUGAAGUGGAGCAAACGUAGUGAUGCGCCUACUCCGCCGACUACCUUAGCUCUUGAUCCUGACCUGGCUAAUCCUGCAGGCCAGAGCAGCGGCAUACAUGUCCGGCUCGGGAUGCUCUUCUUGAUGAGGAGUCUGUUUCCUGGCGCCGUCUUGCCGGAAGGCACAAAGUUGGCCGCGACAGCACCGCCACCGAGGUUCAUCUCCAAGGCCGACGCCGACACCGUGCCGUUCGACUACCGCGACCUGGACACCAUCCUUGGCAUGUUCGGCAUUCUUCCGGGCUCCGACAAGGCGUCGCAGGUCGCCGACACCCUCCGCACCUGCCGCAAUCUCGACUCCGGCGAGGACCUCGAGCCACGCACCUGCGCCACCUCCCACGAAGCGGUGGUCGAAUUCGCCGCCUCCGCGCUCGGCACUGCCGGCGGCGGCGCGCCGCGCGCCGCCACCACGAUCGUGCACCACGUGGGCUCGGCGUCGGCGGGCGAGCCUCGCAGGUACGUCGUGGGGCCUGGCGGAGUCACCCAGAUCGGCGGCCACGCGGCGGUGGUGCCCUGCCACCCGAUGCCUUACCCGUACGAGGUGUUCUACUGCCACCGGCCCAGCGACGUGGUGGCGCUGAGGGUUGAGCUCGUCGCCAUGGACGGAGACGACGACGACGCGCUGGCGAUGGGCGCGACCGCCGUCGCCGUCUGCCACACGAACACGACUACCUGGGACGGGCGUUACUUCCACAUGCUCGGUGCAAGUGCAAGGCGCGGCGAGCCAAUAUGCCACUACAUGCCUAAGAGCUAUGUUCUCUGGCUGGCAAACUGA
This is a messenger RNA of Oryza brachyantha (malo sina), 1128 nucleotides long. RefSeq names its product BURP domain-containing protein 4-like. NCBI's taxonomy places the organism in Eukaryota, Viridiplantae, Streptophyta, Magnoliopsida, Poales, Poaceae. The record is from RefSeq and is a predicted model, not a curated record.